UUCUCUGUCAGGGGAAGUCUCAGUCUCGGCUUCAAAAGCACAAACACGCUCUCACAGCAAAGGAAGCCAGUCCUUGACUGCAGAGGAAGCAGGAAGCAGCCGGCCCCGCUCGCAGCCCAGCGGCCGGGGCUCAGGGACAGCGGCAUGGAGUCGGUGGCCCUGUACAGCUUCCAGGCCACGGAGAGCGACGAGCUGGCCUUCAACAAGGGGGACACACUCAAGAUCCUGAACAUGGAAGAUGACCACAACUGGUACAAGGCUGAGCUCCGGGGCGCAGAGGGCUUCGUGCCCAAGAACUACAUCCGUGUCAAGCCCCACCCGUGGUACUCGGGCAGAAUCUCCCGGCAGCUGGCGGAAGAGAUUCUGAUGAAGCGGAACCACCCGGGAGCCUUCCUGGUCCGGGAGAGCGAGAGUUCCCCAGGGGAGUUUUCCGUCUCGGUGAACUACGGGGACCAGGUGCAACACUUCAAGGUGCUGCGUGAGGUCCCGGGGAAGUACCACCUGUGGGAGGAGAAGUUCGACUCUCUGAACGAGCUCGUCGCCUUCUACCGAACAACCACGAUCGCCAAGAAGCGGCAGGUGUUCCUGCGGGAUGAGGAGUCCGUGGUCAAGGUGGGUGGGCGGCCGUGGGCAGGCCAGACCCCGGACCCCAGGUGUCAGGAGCGGAGUCCUGCCCCGCUGGUAAAGUUCCCUCCUGGGGACGCUACACCGGGUGGGGGAGCGGGGAAAGGAAGGAGCAGGGGGCGACUUGGGGCGGACGGAGCCUGGCUGGUCCUCGGCCCCUGGACCACAGCAGGUGCUCACAGCAGGUGCUCAAUAGUGUUCGUGGAGUGAGUGGAGGUCCGGAGCCUCCUGGGAGCCUCCUGGCCCCCGGAGCACAGGCAGGAAACAGGCUCAGGAACCACGUGACUCAGCCAAGGCCACUUGCCGGCAGGGUCAGGGCUGGCUUCUGCUCCCAAGGAGCUGGCCUGGGGCGAGGGUGGGGCAGCGCCAGCGAUCUUGGGCGAGGUCCUGGAGGGUGGAGGGGGUCGCCGCCCCUCGUCCUCGCAAUAACAGCAAUUUGCCAGCCAGCUCUUUCAUCAAGGGGCCCAGGGGCCAGCUCUCUCAUUAGGACGAUGACACCAGCCAGUGGGGUCGUUAGCCCCGAUGUGCUGUUUCCCCAGCGUGUUUACCCUGGGAGGGGGAGUCGGUGAGGCCCGGGGCUGGAGGUCGGGAUGCUGGGUGGCCCGGUGAACUCGGGUUCUGCAGAGCACGGGAGCAUGGGGGGCUGCCGCUCCAGUCCUGCCCUGUUCCUAGACCCUGCUGGCCCGCCCUGUGUGACCGUAGGGCCGGUUCUUCACUCCCCUGGGCCUCAGUGUCCCCUCUGCCAGCAGGAUGAGCCUGGGACCUGAUAUGCCAGAGGGUCAACUAGCGCCUCAGGAGGACCGCCCCGCCCCAUUCCCACAGCCUGCUCUGCCCACUCAGCCUGGUCCUGGGGCCUGGGCAGCUCCCAGCUCAGUCUCGGGGAUCCCUCUGCUUCCCAGACCCCCAUCCCUCCCAGCUCUGCCCUUGGGGAGUACGAGGGGCCAGGAUGGAGCUGGGGGCCGCCGGAGGGCUCCCCCAUACCCACUGCCUUGCCCUGGCCUGGCCCUGGCGUCACCCACCCUGUGGGCAACUGCGGAGGUCUGGGACCCAUGCCGCCUCCUCCUUCCUGGGCAGAGAACCGCUAAUUACAGCCUGUCUGGGAUCCUAUCGCCUGUCCUGGAUAAGAUUCUGCAGGCUCAGAGCAGAGAGCCUGGUGGGCAGGCAAGGCCGGGCGCUGGGCACAACCGUCACGGCGCCAGGCUGAUGUGCCUGCGAAGAGACCCUGUCCACCUGCCACUUGCAGGUGGGGAUCCCAGUCCCACAGGGACAGGGACUGGCCCAAGGUCACCUUGGGCCAUAGCUAGGACUGGAACCAGGGCACAGGCACAUCCUCCCCCUCAGAGCCUGGCCGGUGGCAAGAGCAGUAAACUCUGCCCCCAGCUACAUAGCACUUGACAGUUUAUAAGGCCCAUCCCUGUGCUCCUGGAGCCUGGAGUCAAAAGUUAGCACAGCUGCUGCAGAAUCUGGAAAGAGACCCCAAGUUGGGCAGGGACCCACCCAAAGUCCCACCCUGAGGCCCAGGACUCAGGUCCCUUGACCGCCGGCCGUGGUGGUCCAGCUGGGCACUGGGACAGUGGCUGGUCCUGUGCUGGCGCGGGGUCUGUGCCGCAGACAUGCGGGAGGCGGGAGGGAGGAGGCAGGAGGCCCGUGGUGGGGUGGCCUGCGCCUGGACCUGGACACAGAGGUGGGUUCAACCCCAGGGCUUCCUGGAAGCCCCCACCCGUCGAAUCACUCUGGGGCCUCCGUGGGGACAGCCCAGCGGGGGCUCCCAAAGGGCCCCACUGACUACUUCCUCCUCCCGCAGCCGCCUCGGGCCUGCUAUGCCCAGGCCCAGUUCGACUUCUCCACCCAGGACCCCUCCCAGCUCAGCUUCCGCCGCGGUGACAUCAUCGAGGUCCUGGAGCGCCUGGACCCCUGCUGGUGGCGGGGCCGACUCUGCG
Phacochoerus africanus (Common warthog) is the source of this 2564-nucleotide messenger RNA. RefSeq names its product GRB2 related adaptor protein (gene GRAP). Gene Ontology annotation, molecular function: protein binding. The coding region runs from base 145 to 834 and encodes 229 amino acids. The transcript is spliced from 4 exons. Lineage: Eukaryota; Metazoa; Chordata; Mammalia; Artiodactyla; Suidae. The record is from RefSeq and is a predicted model, not a curated record.